AUGGCGAAGUCGAGUCCCCGCGGGCGCAGCGGCCAUCCGGCUCGGGGGCCUUCGGCGCCGCGUCAGGCAGCGCGCCGGGCAGCCUGGGGCCAUGGCGGCAGCGGUGGAGUGGCGGCGCGGGCGCUGGUUGGCGCGCUGCGCAGCCGGGGCGCGAGCGGGGCGGCCAUGUCUUCAGAUGCGCAGUGGUUGACGCCAGAGGAGAGGAGCCAGCUUAUUCCUGACUUGAAAGCAGCAGGGUGGUCGGAGUUGAGCGAGAGAGACGCCAUCUACAAAGAGUUCUCCUUCAAAAAUUUUAACCAGGCGUUUGGCUUUAUGUCCAGGGUUGCCCUGCAAGCAGAGAAGAUGAAUCACCACCCGGAAUGGUUCAACGUGUACAACAAGGUCCAGAUUACCCUCACCUCGCAUGACUGUGGAGGCCUGAGCAAGCGAGACGUGAAGCUGGCCCAGUUCAUUGACAAAGCUGCUGCUUCUCGGUGAUCGCCUUCGAAACGCACGUAAAGGCCUAAUGCCUGCCUCGUUUGCAGUUUUCUGAAAGCCAUUUGUGUUAAUAAAUUACGUCACAAAUUAGUUCAUAUUCGCCUGAAUACAUUGUUUUGUAUGAUUGAUACAGAA
Rattus rattus (black rat) is the source of this 612-nucleotide messenger RNA. RefSeq names its product pterin-4 alpha-carbinolamine dehydratase 2 (gene Pcbd2). Gene Ontology annotation, biological process: tetrahydrobiopterin biosynthetic process. The record is from RefSeq and is a predicted model, not a curated record. Bases 1 to 477 code for a protein of 158 amino acids. Lineage: Eukaryota; Metazoa; Chordata; Mammalia; Rodentia; Muridae. The transcript is spliced from 5 exons. Gene Ontology annotation, molecular function: 4-alpha-hydroxytetrahydrobiopterin dehydratase activity.